GGAGGGGGCGCGGGGGGGGGGCGCCCGAGGGCUGCGGGGGGGAGGGGAGCGGAGGGGAGGGAGACAGCCGGUCCCCGGGACCCACGACGCCUCCUCCUCCUCCUCCUCCCCCCCUGCCGGCCGGGAAGGGGAAGGGAAGCCACAAGACUGGCGAGGGGAAAAGAAAAAAAAAAAAAAAAAGAAUUGGUCCAGCGGGCGUUGGACAAAAGUUUCCGAGCGCGCUCGCCGCUGGGAGUGAGCGGGCCCCGGCGGCGGCCCCGCCUCGGAUGCUCCGGCCUCCUUCCUGUGCUCGUGACGGCGCCGGCCCGGGCCAGCCGCCCCCCAGACCGCCGGGCCCCCGGGGGUCCCACGCAGAGCAUCCUCCGCCGCGCGGGGGUUGCCAGCAAUGCGCGCCCCUCCCCGGGCCCCCAGCGCGCACGGGGGCGCCCGCAGCCCCGACCCCCUCCCUCCCUCCCUCGCUCGCUCGCUCGCUCCCCGGCCGCCCCGAAAGAUCAAAGUCCGCCGAGCGCCCCGAGCGCCGAUGCUCCGGCCGCGCGCCCCCCCCCCGGCCCCGGCGGCGCCCCCCCGCGAGCACCCCGGAUACCUCGCGGCCGCCGCGCCGUCAUCUCCUCCGCGCGGCUCGGCCCGAGUGGGACUCGAAACUUCCCUGCUCUGGUACAACUUUUGCAGACAGAGACAGAGGGACAGAGGGAAAGACAGACACCAUAGCACCAGAGAAAACUUCCUCCUGGACCCAGAGGGAGCCAAGCUCAAACCUGCAUCGUGUGCAAAGCAAGACAGAUACCUUCCUAGGUACAUAAACAAGAAAUGAACAUAGACGUCUACCAGGAACCUGUACACCAUGUUCUGUUCAUAACAUCAUUAUUCAUGUAACAAAAAGUUGGCUACAACUAUAAUAUCAGCAGAUGAGUAAAGAAACAAAGUGCGGUGCAUUCUCAAGGAAUAUUAUUCAGCCACAAAAAUAGGAAUCAGGGGCUGAUUGCUGCUACAAAUGGGUGAACUUUGAAACCAUGAGGAAUGCAGUGAGUCAGACACAAAAGGAAAACUAUCAUAUUCUGUUC
This is a messenger RNA of Erinaceus europaeus (western European hedgehog), 1061 nucleotides long. RefSeq names its product sterile alpha motif domain-containing protein 1-like. The record is from RefSeq and is a predicted model, not a curated record. Lineage: Eukaryota; Metazoa; Chordata; Mammalia; Eulipotyphla; Erinaceidae. The transcript has 3 exons. The coding region runs from base 386 to 811 and encodes 141 amino acids.